Messenger RNA from Oldenlandia corymbosa var. corymbosa, 339 nucleotides. The record is from the annotation of a GenBank genome assembly. NCBI's taxonomy places the organism in Eukaryota, Viridiplantae, Streptophyta, Magnoliopsida, Gentianales, Rubiaceae.
AUGUCGGUCGGAGAACUUGGAUGCACCUACGCUGCUUUGAUCCUUCAUGACGAUGGCAUUCCGAUUACUUCCGAGAAGAUUGCCACCUUGUUGAAGGCUGCCGGUUUGACUUCUGUGGAAUCAUACUGGCCCGGCCUCUUUGCGAAGCUCUGUGAGAAGAGGAACGUUGAAGAUCUCAUCUUGAAUGUUGGCUCCGGUGGUGGCGGCGCUCCCGUAGCUGUUGCCGCUCCUGGCGCUGGUGCUGGCGCUGCAGCCGCUGCUGCUCCAGCUGCCGAGGAGAAGAAGGAGGAACCCAAGGAAGAGAGUGAUGAUGACAUGGGAUUCAGCUUGUUUGAUUAG